Trichomonas vaginalis G3 is the source of this 201-nucleotide messenger RNA. Its product is annotated as Ankyrin repeat family. The transcript has a single exon. Bases 1 to 201 code for a protein of 66 amino acids. NCBI's taxonomy places the organism in Eukaryota, Parabasalia, Trichomonadida, Trichomonadidae. Gene Ontology annotation, cellular component: nucleus; cytoplasm. Gene Ontology annotation, molecular function: protein binding. The record is from RefSeq and is a predicted model, not a curated record.
AUGGUCGUCUUUCUUCUUUCACAUGGUGCAAACAUCAAUGCAAAGGAUGAUAAUGAAAGUACAUCACUUCAUCAUGCAGCUGGGAAUAAUCGUAAAGAAAUGACCGAGCUUCUUCUUUCACAUGGUUCAAAUAUCAAUGAAAAAAUAAAAAUGGAGAAACCGCUCUUCAUCUUGCAGCAUGUCUUAAUACAAAAGAAAUAA